CGGAACUUAUUUAAAAUCCACAUAUGAAAGCUUCCUUCCCCAAAGUUACAGAACGGCUCUUCGGCACUGUACUGAUAGUGGGGAAAGUUCCGCUCAGGGAAAUUGUCAGCAACGCAUUUCGGAAACGCGAUUGAGGAAAACGAUAAUUGGAUAGCUGUAGAACCACCGGUGCCAAAAGAAACAUCACAACCAUAUCCUGACUCUGGAAUUGAAAUCUGUGUUUAAGAAGCUUAACAAAUGCAGAGCUUAAAACAGCAAGAUUAUUACCGAACGUGUAGUUUCCCAGCACUUCCGGGAAUGGUGUUCCCGGAUCCGUCCUAUGGGAAAACGGCAUGGUCACCUCAAUCGAGCCCGCAAAGUCCAGGCUACCCUCAUCCAAAUUCAAUAUCAGCCAUAAGUAAGCCGGGUUUUGAGGUUCCAUACACAUCCUGGCGUCCACAAGGGAGUGGACAGAUCCAGCUGUGGCAAUUCCUACUUGAGUUACUCUCAGACAGCAGUCUGUCAAACUACAUCACGUGGGAAGGUACCAACGGGGAGUUCAAACUGGUCGACCCGGACGAGGUCGCUCGACGCUGGGGCGAGAGAAAGAGCAAACCUAACAUGAACUACGAUAAGCUGAGUCGGGCGCUCAGAUACUACUAUGACAAAAACAUUAUGACCAAAGUACACGGCAAGAGGUAUGCAUACAAAUUUGACUUUGCUGGUUUAGCACAGGCAAUGCAACCCGCCACUGCCGACCCAACGUCUUACAAAUACCAACAGGACUUUUUUAUGUCAAGUUAUCACCAUAACUCAAAGCUCAACUUUAUGAAUGCUCAUCCACCUAUGCCGACCUCCAGUGCUCACAGUUUGUUUGGUCCUCCUUCAGGGUACUGGUCAGCGCCCAGUCCAAACCUCUACCCAAACAUCCCCAACCACCACAUGGCACAUCACACCUCACACAUGACACCACACCUGGGCUCAUAUUACUCAUGAAAGCACAUGCAUUGACUUAAAAAGGCAAUCCGUUUUCGUGAAAAAUGCUUUCAAUGAAAGACCAACUCCUUGACAGAAGAUAAUAUUUUCGUCGCUUGAAGGAGAGAACAAACAACUUUCUCUGAUGGCAUUCCAUGGCUGUGAUGACCGUCUGUUUUUACAGACUGGGCGAAGAGGACAGGUUUGGUGCAAUAUUGAUAUAUUGCAUGAAUAUGCCGUGUGCUUGGACAGGCCUGUUAAGUCGUGGCCAGACUAAGUAGCAUAUGUUUCUGUGAGUUGUGCCGUUUGUUGAUGGCAAAAUACCAGACCAAUGCACACUGUUGUGAAGGGCAAUGAUUUUAUUUCCUCUUCAAAACGUUAUUGAUGAAAUCGGUUGUCGCUGUCCAGUGCCAUCGUCUGUAAGGAGUGUGUGUCGGCACUCUUCACCCCAGCAGUGGUAGGGGAACGAUGUGAGCCAUAAUUAAGUGAUACGUCAAGAACUCUAACGGGUAAAGAUCAGUCUAGUAAGCUAUUGAUUAUUUUUACAAAGAUAAAUCUAGAGACGUAAUAAAUUAAUCGAAGGAAAUGUCUUUUUCUAAUGUACAGAUGAAAUAUAGAGUAUGAACGAAUGAUCUAUGAGAUUUGUGCGAUCAAUUCCAUUUUCACAACAGUUGCUAGAAUCGACGACGGAAGGAAGUCGAUCCGGAGACGCUAUUCCGCUUGUAAUUUCUUCCUUCUUGAGUGAGUUCAUUUAGUAUCGUUGAGUCUGACAGAUAGAAAAUUGGAUUUCUCAACUGGAAAGAAUAAAAAGUCGAGUUUAGACUUCUUCCGAUUACAGAGAUCGUAUCCGCUUUUAUAUAACAACGUGCCUUGUGUGUGUAAUGUCCGUGCACGCAGUCUUACUGCGAUUCGGAUGGGUAUUCCGUAUGGAUAUUUAGGAUUAUCUCUGAUUUUUCUUUUUAUCGAUAUAGCAAAUCAGAUUCAUUUCCUGUACUGACGCGGUUGCAUAGCUGUAAGUGUUCCCAUGGGCGCGCACUGUGUUGCCAGCAUUAGGUUGUUACUGUUAUUUACCGGUACAGUCCGAAGCUCAUAUUUAAAUGUUUUCCUAAUUAAAUGAUGGGACACACAUUAACAUAGAGAUAAUGUCAUCUAAACGAAGAGAGAGCUCAUCGCCUUUCAAUGUCCGCUGUCACCUGCGAGAAUCUAGAUAGAGCUAUGAAUACAGACGUCUUUCAAUAGCCCUGCGUUCUCUUAAAGCUAAUAAUUGCUAAAUGUUGGUUGAGACGCGAAUAAUGAUGUUGAAUAAAUAGCCGCGAAUGGCUCUCUGUGCAAUAAAUGACGUUCUUUCUCGUGUGAUCUUCGAGACACGUGGCUAUGCACGGUCUUUUCUAUAACGGUUCGUGCUCACCGGAAUAAUAUUGGUCUGUAUGUAACCGUUGAAUUACAGUUCGUACUGGGACUAGUCAUUAGUUUUAUUAGGGUCUUCUAUCGAGACAGGCCUAUCAAUGAAAAGGACGAGCUAUUGUAAAUAUUAGUACGGUCGGACUGUGUGUGUGAUAUCACAAAGAACUAAGGUGAUACAUCCAAGUUCGCACAAUGAAAAUGAGAUCAUGUUAAACGUAUUGUGUCGAAAUGAGAUAUUGAUCGGGAAAGUUGUCUAUUAGAUAUAUCGAUACAUACUGAUGAUGAAUGUCAUAACAUGUGAUAGAACAAUAAAACAUUAAAACGAA
Messenger RNA from Mizuhopecten yessoensis (Yesso scallop), 2684 nucleotides. RefSeq names its product transcriptional regulator ERG homolog. Gene Ontology annotation, biological process: cell differentiation; regulation of transcription by RNA polymerase II. The transcript is spliced from 4 exons. NCBI's taxonomy places the organism in Eukaryota, Metazoa, Mollusca, Bivalvia, Pectinida, Pectinidae. Gene Ontology annotation, molecular function: DNA-binding transcription factor activity, RNA polymerase II-specific; sequence-specific DNA binding. The record is from RefSeq and is a predicted model, not a curated record. Gene Ontology annotation, cellular component: nucleus. Bases 238 to 975 code for a protein of 245 amino acids.